Messenger RNA from Diprion similis, 5713 nucleotides. Its product is annotated as breast cancer type 1 susceptibility protein homolog. Gene Ontology annotation, molecular function: DNA binding; ubiquitin-protein transferase activity; zinc ion binding. Gene Ontology annotation, cellular component: plasma membrane; nucleus; BRCA1-BARD1 complex. The coding region runs from base 53 to 5329 and encodes 1758 amino acids. The record is from RefSeq and is a predicted model, not a curated record. The transcript is spliced from 7 exons. Gene Ontology annotation, biological process: double-strand break repair via homologous recombination; negative regulation of fatty acid biosynthetic process; positive regulation of transcription by RNA polymerase II. Lineage: Eukaryota; Metazoa; Arthropoda; Insecta; Hymenoptera; Diprionidae.
GUCAGGUUAUCUCUUGUUUUCAAUCGGAGUGAGGUGAUUUUCCAUUUUCGCAAUGAACGAAUUUGGGGCGGAUACCGAUGUGCAGCAAAUAGCAGAAGCGAUUAAAUCUACUCAAGAAACUCUUCAGUGCACUCUUUGUCAUCAACUGCCGACUGAGGCUGUCACCGGAAAAUGUGGUCAUCCAUUCUGCAAAAAUUGUGCGAACAAGAUACUGAGAAGGAAAAGAGGGAUUUGCCCUGUCUGCAAAACUAGUUUAUUAAGAAGCUGUAUACGCAGAGUGAAGAAUGUUGACAACGCUGUAAAGUGUCUGAAAAAACUAAUCGAUGCAUUUGAGACAGACUCGAACAGCAGUUGUGUGUCCUUUAACCCACUUCCGACAAAACAGGAUAAGGAUCCGAGCCCUUCGACCAGCAGAAUUGUUGAUAAUCACUCUGCCGUAGAUCAACCUCAGGGAUCUCGUUGUAAACGUUCAGAAGCAGGUAGGGUAGCAAGACGAGGGAGCAUUGAUUCUGGGGAAACUCUUAAAAUAGUAAGAGGAAACUCUUUGCAUAAAAAUGAAGAUCUGGCGAGUACAUCGAACGGGAGUAUUACUACUUUGGGCAAAGGCUACGCUACAGUUCAUGGUCUCUUAGCUAAAACUGAUCCUCUCGAACCGAACGAAAAGGUUGGUCUUUGGCUGGUUUCGGAGGGAUUUGAUGAACAGCCUGUGGUUGACGCAGAAAUAGAAAAACCAAUUAUCACUCCGGUCCCCUCGACUGCAACAACUGAAGUUCUAGACUCAGCUUCUAUGGUACGUCCCAAUUCACGGAUGUCACUAAAGAGUGGUAGAAAAACUGCAUCAUUAAUGAAAAAGAAUCAAGUCUCGUCGACUCCAAAGAAGAAAAGCCAUAGAAGUGUGAGUACCGAUGAAAGCAGUCUAAGGUACAAGAGCUUUACAUUCGAAGCCACAAGUAAAUCACGUAAACGAUUUUUUCAGACUUCCGCUACCACCCCGGAGGAAAAAAUGUUUGACGAGUUGUGCGGGAAGAAAGUAUCUGAACAACCAAUGGAAACUAGGAAAGUUAAAAUUUCCUCCAGUUCGGCGGAUAGUUCUUGGUGUAAAUUGGAGCAAUUCGAACAGGAAACAAAGGCCAAGGUCAAGAAACGCAAGCGGUUGAACAUCAGUAUAGGAAAACCAAAUACUUCGAAGCAAGUUGUUGGCACAUUGGAUUUAGCAAAUUCUGAAGAUAAAGAUAAAAUUGAGGAUGCUAGAAGUAGUGAAAAUCUAGACGAUAGUAACACUGUACAAGGCAAGAAUAAGCCACACAUUGUAUCUGACAGAAAGCUGGAUGCUGACGAAAUUUUGAAUUUUCCAAAAUUAAACAAACGACAAGUAAAAGAAAUAAUUGGCAUUGCUUGCACACAGGCAGAUUUUGACACAUCCAAGAAUUCUAGUUCCAGUCUUGAAAAAUCUCCAGCUAAAUUGCAUAACAAACAAACGUCGCUGAGAAGAUCUGGUAACAGUAACCGCAACAACAGCAACAAUUCAUUGCCGCCGCAGAUUUCACCUGAGGAAGAUACGACGUCGCGCAUUGAAUCAACUGUGAGACCGAAAUCCAGACAAAGUCUUUCUCUUUCUGGCAGUCGUCCAAGUUCUAGACUCUCGCUAAAAACUCCCAGUGAAUCCACAGCAAGGAAAUUACAACAGACAACCGAUAGGGAAUCUCCAAUUCCAGGUAUCAGUUCUCUCAGAGUUUCAUUUCUACAAAACGACAAAGGAAUAAAGGAAGGAACGCCGAGAAAACGAAGUAAUUCUACUACAGGAAAGGAUUCUUCCGUAAGAUCGUUCAGCGGGUUGAUGAAAAGCAAUCUUGCGUUAAGAAGAUUAUCUUUUGAAAGUAGCAAGCAUAAUGUGAGCAUAUUGAAGAGAGGUAAACUUUACAGGCCUCGAAGUAACGUCAAGUUUCUACGCCUUGGCCCGAUUAUACCACGAUCUUCGCUAAACGAAUUACAGAAUGUUUUUUCUUCUGGAAAAGUGUCGACUUGCGAUGCAGAGACUCAGACAAAUUCUCGGCUGACUGGAACAAAUCACAUGAAAUGCAGUGUUUGCAAAAAGCAUCUUAGCAGUGAGGCGUUAGAUGAUGUGAUAAUUCCUGAAACACGAACCAUCUCCAGUGUCUCAAGUAAAUCAAGAGCGACGGAAUUCAAAGAAGUCGUUGUAAGAGAUCCUGCAGCGCACCGCACGUUGAUAGAAGAAGAAUUGGACACAGUGAACAAAGUAAAUAUGAUGUCUCCAAAAGAAGAUUCACAGCUUAAGUAUUUGUCAACUGAGUCUCCUACAGUUGACAAUAAUGAGCGUUUUUUUCAAAAAAGAUGCAGAUCUCCUGAUCCCCAAGAAUAUGCUCAAACUAUCGAAAAUUAUGCAAAUAAACUGAUAGUAACUGAUUCGGAAGACCAAGAUACCCCGUAUCAAGAAGAAUUUCUUAUCAGUAAAAAAGUACAUGAUCAGAAACAGGAAAAAAAUUUGUCUAGCUCACGAACACUUUCUACAAAAACUUCUGUGCUUUCGAAGACUACCGAUGAUCUUAAUAAUUUGUUAAAUUUGAGUAAGUCAAGAUCUCCCUCGAUACAUUCAGAUAAUAAAACAUCACACGCAUCGCCGAAAAGAAGAAAACGGUCGUCAGAUUCUUUCAGGAGUCAAUCUAAAAGGCAAAGUAUGGAAAAACGAAAAUUACAGACUAGAAUGAGUGGAAGUUACUGUAAUACCUCUUCCGAUUCUGAUGCUGAAACAAUUUUAGUAAAAAAAGCAACGCCAAAAAGUACGAGACAGUCUUUAGGAGGCAGCGAAUCCCCAAUGGCAAAUGCUAAAUAUAAAGUUGUAAGGAAAUUGAAGUACAGUCAGGAAUCUGGCUCAAAUCCUGGCCCAAGUUCGGGAACCAGACAACCCCUGGAACAACAAGGAACACAUGAAAAGGGAAAUAGAACCGAAAAACAAUCUGUAAAAAAAACGUUUAAAAGAAUACGUCAAAUGGCCAGUCCAGAAAUACAAGACGAUGAUUUGGAAAUAGAAAUGACUUCCAAACCCAGCGGGUCUAGCAGCUCUCUAAUUGGUGCUAGGCCAAUAGUUUCUCGGAAAGUCAAUAAAAGCCCGCUGUCGAGUGAAGAACUUAGCGUCGUUUUUUCAUCCAGUAGGGAUACGCAAGAUUCUAAACGCAAGAGAUCUCCUUCCCCAAGCUUUAUCGACGUUCAUGCAAUAGCAAGUAACUGGUGUGCAGACCUUAAUCUUUCAUCGGAAGAAAUUGACCAAAACAGUGACUCAGUUUUGGGAAUAUUCAGCAGUAAGGCUACAAAGAAAAAAAAAUUAGAGACAGAGAGUUCGCUUGAAUCGUCCGGCAAUGGCAGUCUACCGAUAUUGGAUCAAACUGCUUUUUAUGGGAAACUCGGGCAGGAUACAGAUUCACUAAUAAAGUCAGAAGACCAUAAUGUGACAGAGCAAGUUGAAGUAGAAGAAGUUAUCGAUGUAAACAAGAGAUCUCUAAACAAUACUAAAAGUAACGGUAAAGAUAUCACCUCAGAAAAAGACAAGAGAAGCGGGUUAAAUUAUAAUCUUGAAAAGAUUGAUGCUAGAAUUCCGUCUAAAAGAAACGAAAAUUCUUUUGCUGAGAAUACUAUAUUUGUUAUGUUAAAUAAUUCGGUGGAAAGAAAUGAAAUUGCCGAAAAUAUGGACAGCUCGAUUCAACUCGGCGAUACGUUGAAUGGAGUGAUUACACCAAGUGGAAAUUCAACGCCGGUAAAAAACAAAUCAUUCCAAAAUAGAAACCCUGUAACGAUCCACCGACCUUCGCAUAAUUCAAAUAAGGAAAAUGAAGCGGAAAGAGAGUCAGCGAAUGAAGCGGAUUGGGGAAAAAAAGACACUUUGAUCAGAGACUCGAGUAAAGUAACAAACAGCACAAAUCAAGAAGCAUCAAGGGUGAAAAAUUCAAGGAUAUCGAACGAAAUAAAUGAUACUGUUGAAAGCGCGAGGGCAGGGGGCAACACAGAAUUCUAUCAAUCAUCCAUCGAUCAAGACUGUAUGAACAUAACGCAAGAUCAAAUGAUGCUCCAAGAGGUCGAGAACAACUUACUGAGGCCAAAAUCUAUCAACGAGAAAGAAGAAAACAGUCAAAACAAUGUGCAAAAAAGUAUUGAUGAUAAAGCAACAAAGAUUUCGACUCCAAGAAAAUCAUUGAUAGUUACGGUCAACCAAAAGGCCAAAGGCUGUGCUGAGAUAAACUCUGACGACUCGGAAACGAUGGGUGAGGACAUAAUAGAACGAACACCGGAAAAGAAUUUGCAGCCAAAAAAGGACCUUCACGACUACAUUGGAAAUUCGCAACAGUCUGCUGUGUUCAGAAAAAGCUUCAUGUCGGUGGACAUAACGCCGAUACAGAGAAAGUUUCCAAAAUUUAUGCAUACCAUUUUAGACGUUUCUCCUUUAAUUGAACGAGCUGCCAAAUCUCCAGCUCACCAACACGACGCUGCCAAACAAAAAGUUGCACGACCCUCGUUUCACAGUACUCCUAAAUCAGUUGAUCCGAAAAAAAGUCUUUUUGAGCAACCCGACUUGACAGAACCCAGCGAAGCGAUCGAACGCAGAUUAUGCUUUGUCUGCAGCAACUUGACACUUCUCCAAAUUGAGAAAGUCAAGGCUUUUGCCCGUUUGCACAACGCGGAUUAUACCAUGAACUACAAACCUGAAGUGACCCACGUUAUUGUAAAAACCGCAGAGGAUGAUUCUGCAGAGAGGACAAUGAAAUAUCUCCUCGGCAUUGCUCACAAGAAAUGGAUAGUCAGUUAUCAAUGGGUAACAAACUCUUUGAGUCAGAACAGGCUCCUUGAAGAGGAGGAUUACGAAGUGGUAGACAGUGACACGCAGGAGCCGGGACCACGCAGAUCGAGGCUGAGCAAAAAAGGGCUGUUCGAUGAGUUUGCCUUCACUUGCAUGGCGACAACCUCAGAAAUUCCGGCCAGCGAACUUCAGGAUCUAGUAGGUAGCUCGGGUGGUACGGUGUUCCGAACUUUGGAGGACCUUGCCGCUGAGAGGAAUAAGUACAAAGUCAUUUUGUACGACAGUGAUAUUCAACAACCCACAGUUUUAGACAAGUGGCGACAGAAGAGUCGAGCAUUGCCAGUGCCGGUCGACUGGGUGCUGACAUGUAUAAGUCAGUACGAGCUGGUGUCUCUCUACUCUUACCUGCCUCCCUUCUCGCCUGCAGUAGCGGCGAAAUUAGGGUUUCCGCAAGAGCUACUCAUCAAGGACGAAGAGGACAGUACCAGCGCGAAUGAAACGUCGACAUCGAACGCUGCCUAAUAUGCCUAAUAACCACUUCGCUGUCAUUUCCAAUAACAUGGUAUGGUAUGUAAUCUAUAAUUUCUUAGUAGACGUAAGUAAAUGAUUUGAUCGUUCAGAAGCAUAGACUCUGAUCAUUAUCUUUCAUGAUUUCCUAAUUAUUUUACUAUGAGUUGGAUAUAGGAGAUUCGAUUAAUCAAUUAUCCGAGCCGAAAAUCUUGGUAAUAAAAUUUUUUAAUUUUCACUCUGAAAAAUUAAAGCAAAAUCAGUUAGUCUUUUGCUUGAAGUGGAAUUUCUCUGACAAUAAUAUUGCUUAGGAUCAGUUAAAUCGCCUGACCUAAACGGCUGGUACGUUAGGAAAAUAUAUAUGUAUACACAUAUAUGUAUAUAAUAUAUAUGUGUAUG